CUGAGAAUGAAUAACGUUUUCCGAAUGUAAAGCUUUCCUUCGCACUUCAUCAACAAAUUUACUCAGUUCCUGACUUUAGUCUCACUGAAGAGUUUAAACGAAUAGGUACUAUUCAAACAUAAUUAUUUAAUAUCUUUAAAAUGACGAAAAAACGAUCCAAAAAUCAAAAUGGUCGUAAACAAAAAACUCACAUUGAUGAAGAGAGUUCUGAUACUCUCAAUGGUCAUAAACAAAAAACUCACAUUGACAAAGAGAGUUCUGAUACUCUCAAUCAGAUAAAACGAAGAUACGAAAAAAUUGAAAAACAAAGAAAAAAUGAACUUGUUACAGAUGCUACCAAACCCAAAAGCGAACGAUUCUACGAUGAACUUCCGAGUGAUAUACCGAGAAAAGAUCUUUUGCAUAAUAAUCCAUUAUACAGUCUUAGAGAUGAGACGAAUUUAGUGCGGAUUCAUAAGCCAUUGACAAAAUUUAGAAUUGGUUAUGAUUGGCUAAGACAGUCCAAAGUUAUCGUUUGCGUCCUUUGUUUUUCAUUGAGUUAUCUUAUAGCAACUGUAUUCCUAAGCCUGUGUAUGCUCAGUGCGAUAACAUCUAUUUUUGAUCCUGAGGACAUCGUACAAUUUAUCAAUAACUUGAAAAAUAUGUUCAGAUAAGCUGAAACAAAAGUACUCAAUGUAAAAAUUUAAGCCAAAAAUGCACUCAAAACACGUUGACUCUUUAUUUAUCGAUUGCUUUUGUAGAGAAAUUAAUUAAUUGAGUUAAUACAUACACAUGUGUUAAAUAAGACCACCCCAAUAAAACAUAAUUUAUAUUGUGGCUCAUUA
Trichogramma pretiosum is the source of this 824-nucleotide messenger RNA. RefSeq lists its product as uncharacterized. NCBI's taxonomy places the organism in Eukaryota, Metazoa, Arthropoda, Insecta, Hymenoptera, Trichogrammatidae. The record is from RefSeq and is a predicted model, not a curated record. The transcript has 3 exons. The coding region runs from base 141 to 653 and encodes 170 amino acids.